GAGCGGGGCGGGACGCCCCUUAUAAGGCUCGGCUGCCACUGGGCCUGCGCCGAGCUCCGCCGCCGUCGUCCACGCACUCAGUGUCGGUCCCGCUCUGCUGACCGCGCAGCAGCCAUGCCGCCCUACACCAUUGUCUACUUCCCGGUUCGAGGGCGAUGCGAGGCCAUGCGCAUGCUGCUGGCUGACCAGGGCCAGAGCUGGAAGGAGGAGGUGGUGACUCCGGAUACCUGGCAGCAGGGCUCUCUGAAGGCCUCCUGUGUGUAUGGGCAGCUGCCCAAGUUCCAGGACGGGGACCUCAACCUGUACCAGUCCAAUGCCAUCUUGCGUCACCUGGGCCGCUCCUUGGGGCUCUAUGGGAAGGACCAGCGGGAGGCAGCCUUAGUGGACAUGGUGAAUGAUGGCGUGGAGGAUCUUCGCUGCAAAUAUGUCACCCUCAUCUACACCAACUACGAGGCUGGCAAGGAGAACUACGUGAAGGCACUGCCCGGCCACCUGAAGCCUUUUGAGAACCUACUGUCCCAGAACCAGGGAGGCAAGGCCUUCAUCAUUGGGGACCAGAUCUCCUUUGCUGACUACAACCUGCUGGACUUGCUGCUGAUCCACCAGGUGCUGGCUCCCAGCUGCCUGGACGCCUUCCCCCUGCUCUCGGCCUACGUGGCGCGCCUGAGCGCCCGGCCCAAGCUCAAGGCUUUCCUGGCCUCCCCGGACCACGUCAACCGCCCCAUCAAUGGCAAUGGCAAACAGUGAGGCUGCAGUGAGGGCUGCUGGGCCCUCCCAGAGGCGGGCUGCUUGCUCCCUUGAGACCAAUAAAAUUUCCACGACAGAU
This is a messenger RNA of Marmota monax (woodchuck), 826 nucleotides long. It is a transcript of the gene Gstp1, whose product is annotated as glutathione S-transferase pi 1. Gene Ontology annotation, biological process: glutathione metabolic process. The record is from RefSeq and is a predicted model, not a curated record. NCBI's taxonomy places the organism in Eukaryota, Metazoa, Chordata, Mammalia, Rodentia, Sciuridae. Gene Ontology annotation, cellular component: cytosol. Gene Ontology annotation, molecular function: glutathione transferase activity. The transcript is spliced from 7 exons. The coding region runs from base 115 to 747 and encodes 210 amino acids.